CCACAUCGUUGUUCAUGCGUUUCGGAAGUUUGAAACGCAGAUUCGAUGUUACUGUAUGGUGUAAAUAUAAAUCAGCAAUCAAGUUGAAAUCUCCAACAUCCCGAUUCCUACAGGGGUAAAGCAUUUAUGUGCAUCGAGUAAAUAAUAACAAAUACAACGUAAUCAGAUCAUUUCUAAAAUUGCAAGUCGUAGAUGACCGAUUUAAGUGUUCACUGGCGGCAUCAGGUGUUGCUGUAGCUUCUCAACUUCAAGAGAGAGGACUGAGGGGAGACAUUCGUCAUGUUUCUUUACAACUUGACGUUGCAGCGAGCCACAGGGAUCAGUCAUGCUAUCCAUGGAAACUUUUCAGGAACCAAGACGCAGGAGAUUGUUGUUUCAAGAGGAAAGAUUAUUGAACUCUUGCGGCCAGAUGCCAACACAGGGAAAGUCCAUACGCUGCUCACCAUGGAGGUGUUUGGCAUCAUCCGCUCCCUCAUGGCUUUCAGGCUCACUGGAGGAACUAAAGACUACAUAGUCGUGGGCAGCGAUUCAGGCCGUAUAGUGAUCCUGGAGUAUCACCCGUCCAAGAACAUGUUCGAGAAGGUCCAUCAGGAGACCUUUGGCAAGAGUGGCUGCAGACGUAUUGUACCAGGCCAGUUCCUCGCUGUGGACCCCAAGGGCAGAGCCGUCAUGAUCGGGGCCAUUGAGAAGCAGAAGCUGGUGUACAUCCUGAACAGGGAUGCGGCGGCCCGCCUCACCAUCUCCUCCCCACUGGAGGCCCACAAGGCCAACACGCUGGUGUACCACGUCGUGGGGGUGGACGUGGGCUUUGAGAACCCCAUGUUCGCGUGUCUGGAAAUGGACUAUGAGGAGGCGGACAACGACCCCACUGGGGAGGCUGCGGCCAACACGCAACAGACCCUGACGUUCUACGAGCUGGACCUGGGCCUCAACCAUGUGGUGCGCAAGUACAGCGAGGCUCUGGAGGAACAUGGCAACUUCCUCAUCACAGUCCCUGGAGGGUCAGAUGGCCCCAGUGGCGUGCUCAUCUGCUCUGAGAACUACAUCACCUACAAGAACUUUGGGGACCAGCCCGACAUCCGCUGCCCCAUCCCACGCAGAAGGAAUGACCUUGACGACCCGGAGAGAGGCAUGAUUUUCGUCUGCUCUGCCACCCACAAGACCAAGUCCAUGUUCUUCUUCCUGGCCCAGACGGAGCAGGGAGACAUCUUCAAGGUCACACUGGAGACUGACGAGGAGAUGGUCACAGAGAUUCGGUUGAAGUAUUUUGACACCAUCCCUGUUGCGACAGCCAUGUGUGUGCUGAAAACUGGCUUCCUGUUUGUCUCCACAGAGUUUGGCAAUCAUUACCUUUACCAGAUUGCUCACCUGGGUGAUGACGAUGAGGAGCCGGAGUUCUCCUCGGCCAUGCCUCUCGAGGAGGGCGACACCUUCUUUUUCCAGCCCCGGCCCCUGAAGAACCUGGUGCUGGUGGAUGAGCAGGAGAACCUGUCCCCCAUCAUGUCCUGUCAGAUUGCUGAUCUGGCUAAUGAGGACACUCCCCAGUUGUAUGUGGCCUGUGGACGAGGCCCCAGAUCAACAUUAAGAGUGUUGAGACAUGGACUGGAGGUGUCGGAGAUGGCUGUAUCAGAGCUGCCCGGUAACCCCAAUGCUGUGUGGACAGUACGCAGACAUGUGGAAGAUGAAUUUGACGCCUACAUCAUUGUGUCUUUCGUCAACGCCACCCUGGUGCUGUCCAUCGGAGAGACUGUAGAGGAAGUGACUGACUCCGGCUUCCUGGGCACCACGCCUACCCUCUCCUGUUCGCUGCUGGGUGAAGAUGCCCUGGUGCAGGUGUACCCUGAUGGCAUCCGUCAUAUCCGCGCAGACAAGCGUGUCAACGAGUGGAAGACCCCGGGAAAGAAGACCAUUGUGCGCUGCGCUGUCAAUCAGAGGCAGGUGGUCAUCGCCCUCACCGGAGGGGAACUAGUGUACUUCGAAAUGGACCCCUCCGGCCAGCUGAACGAGUACACGGAGAGGAAGGAGAUGUCCGCGGACGUGGUGUGCAUGAGCCUGGCCAACGUUCCCCCAGGAGAGCAGCGUUCCCGCUUCUUAGCCGUCGGGCUGGUGGACAACACUGUCCGCAUCAUUUCCCUCGACCCCUCGGACUGUCUGCAGCCGCUGAGUAUGCAGGCUCUGCCCGCGCAGCCCGAGUCCCUGUGCAUCGUGGAGAUGGGUGGCGUGGAAAAGCAGGACGAGCUGGGUGAGAAGGGCACCAUCGGAUUCCUCUACCUCAACAUCGGCUUGCAGAACGGUGUGUUGCUCCGGACCGUGCUGGACCCAGUGACUGGAGACCUGUCUGACACACGUACCCGUUACCUGGGUUCGCGACCAGUCAAGCUCUUCCGGGUCAGAAUGCAGGGACAGGAAGCUGUGCUGGCCAUGUCGAGCCGCUCGUGGCUGAGCUACUCGUACCAGUCGCGGUUCCACCUGACGCCACUGUCCUACGAGACGCUGGAGUACGCGUCGGGCUUCGCCUCCGAGCAGUGCCCCGAGGGCAUCGUGGCCAUCUCCACCAACACGCUCAGGAUUUUGGCUCUGGAGAAGCUGGGCGCGGUCUUCAACCAGGUGGCUUUCCCCCUGCAGUACACGCCGCGCAAGUUUGUCAUCCACCCCGAGACCAACAACUUGGUGCUGAUCGAGACCGACCACAAUGCCUACACGGAGGCCACCAAGGCCCAGCGCAAGCAACAGAUGGCUGAGGAGAUGGUGGAAGCGGCUGGGGAGGACGAGCGUGAGCUGGCAGCAGAGAUGGCCGCCGCCUUCCUCAACGAGAACCUUCCAGAAGCCAUCUUCGGGGCACCCAAAGCUGGCGCGGGCCAGUGGGCCUCGCUGGUGCGGCUGGUCAACCCCAUCCAGGGCACCACGCUGGACCUGGUCCAGCUGGAGCAGAACGAGGCCGCCUUCAGUGUGGCCAUUUGCCGCUUCUCCAACGGGGGAGACGACUGGUAUGUGUUGGUGGGCGUGGCCAGGGACAUGAUUCUGAAUCCCCGCUCUGUUGCCGGUGGCUACAUCUACACCUAUCGCCUGGCGGGGGGCGGAGACAAGCUGGAGUUUGUGCACAAGACCCCUGUGGAGGACGUCCCUCUGGCCAUCGCACCCUUCCAAGGACGAGUGCUGGUGGGGGUCGGGAAGCUGCUGCGGAUCUAUGACCUGGGCAAGAAGAAACUGCUGCGCAAGUGUGAGAACAAGCAUGUGCCCAACCUUGUGACGGGCAUUUACACCAUCGGGCAGCGGGUGGUCAUCUCAGACAUUCAGGAGAGCCUGUUCUGGGUGCGCUACAAGCGCAACGAGAACCAGCUGAUCAUCUUUGCUGACGACACGCACCCGCGUUGGGUCACCACGGCCUGUCUGCUGGACUACGACACCAUGGCUUCUGCCGACAAGUUUGGCAACAUUAGCAUCGUUCGUCUUCCUCCCAACACCAGCGAUGAUGUUGACGAAGACCCCACUGGGAACAAGGCCUUGUGGGAUAGAGGUCUCCUCAACGGAGCAUCUCAGAAGGCGGAGGUGAUCAUGAACUACCACAUCGGGGAGACUGUGCUGUCCCUGCAGAAGACCACACUGAUCCCUGGAGGCUCGGAGUCGCUGGUCUACACCACCCUGUCGGGGGGCAUCGGCAUCCUGGUGCCCUUCACCUCCCACGAGGACCAUGAUUUCUUCCAGCACCUGGAGAUGCACAUGCGCUCUGAGUUCCCCCCGCUGUGUGGCAGAGACCACCUGAGCUUCCGCUCCUACUACUUCCCUGUGAAGAAUGUGAUUGAUGGGGACCUAUGUGAGCAGUUCAACUCUAUGGACCCACAUAAACAGAAGAGCGUGGCCGAGGAGCUGGACCGGACCCCCCCAGAGGUGUCCAAGAAGCUUGAGGACAUCCGCACACGAUACGCUUUCUAAGAGAACACACACACACACACACUUUUGCAGGAUCGUGGGACUUUUACAGACACUUUUAUAUGAAAUGUAAAACAGCCGGUACAAGUGACCGUUUUAACCUUGAUAAAGGUAGUGACCGGUUCCUCGUGGCAACUCGAGCCCUUUUUGUAUUGGUGCCUGCUCAUCUCUUUUGGAUAGUCACAACAACAAUUUGUCCAACUGACCGUUAUCCUGUACUAUGAGACAUCCCUACACAGAACAGUCAAAUUUGUGAAAUAGCUUUUGUUUUGCUUUUUUCCCCUGUAAGUAAUGAGGUUUGUGGCCGUUGCUAAAUUGUCUGCUGACUUAGUGUCUUUGCCUUGGUAUGUGGUGCCAAGCCAUAUAAGAGCAACUUUGCCGCACGCCAUGGUAGAUUCCCGGAGCCGUCUUGUAAAUAAAGUUUUUUUUUUUACAGUG
Messenger RNA from Alosa sapidissima (American shad), 4368 nucleotides. RefSeq names its product splicing factor 3B subunit 3. Gene Ontology annotation, biological process: mRNA splicing, via spliceosome. The transcript has 27 exons. The record is from RefSeq and is a predicted model, not a curated record. Lineage: Eukaryota; Metazoa; Chordata; Actinopteri; Clupeiformes; Clupeidae. Bases 280 to 3933 code for a protein of 1217 amino acids. Gene Ontology annotation, molecular function: U2 snRNA binding; protein binding. Gene Ontology annotation, cellular component: U2 snRNP; nucleus.